GUCCAUGGUUCCAUCCAAGGCAUGAGCCAAUUUUCGCAUCCUCGUUUGAGCAGCGGUGCCCUUAGUAGCAGCAUUGGCGUCCAAGCGGAUGACAUCGUGUGGAACCUACCACUUGCCCUCACUUACCGUUCGACCAACCCUCAUGGCUGGCCGAG
Perkinsus marinus ATCC 50983 is the source of this 155-nucleotide messenger RNA. RefSeq lists its product as hypothetical. The record is from RefSeq and is a predicted model, not a curated record. Lineage: Eukaryota; Perkinsozoa; Perkinsida; Perkinsidae. The transcript has a single exon. The annotation marks the transcript as partial.